Messenger RNA from Dimorphilus gyrociliatus, 4463 nucleotides. NCBI's taxonomy places the organism in Eukaryota, Metazoa, Annelida, Polychaeta, Dinophilidae. The record is from the annotation of a GenBank genome assembly.
AGUUGACACACCCGUCAAGAUUCUUGGACUCAUCCAAUGGCAGACGGGGAAACGUGGCGAAGAUAAUCAGCUUCAACUGUUUAAUUUAUCAGUAAAAUAUUUUCUUAUCAGUCUACCGCUUUUUUCUACUGCUUGAAAAAAAUAGAAAAUAAUAAUAUUUCAUAAAUAUUUUCUUAUAACACAACUGGUAAAUAUACUUUAUUCAUUAUUUAAAAUUCUCUUAAAAAUUGUUGAAAAAAUGUUGAUUCAUCAAUGUUCUCUUCAAAAAAAUGAUAUUAAACGUAAAUUUCCUACCUUGUAGAUAAGAUAGUAUUGCAUGAAUGGCUUAUCUAAACAAAGUUAAGAAAGUUUGCUGUAUUGGUGCAGGCUAUGUUGGAGGACCAACAUGUGCUGUUAUUGCUGCAAACUGCCCUGAAAUUCAAGUGACGGUAGUCGAUUUAAGUCAAACAAGAAUUGAUCAGUGGAAUUCUGAUAAUCUACCCAUUUUUGAGCCCAGUCUGGACGAUGUUGUUGGCAAAGUACGCGGAAAAAAUCUCUUCUUUACAACAAAUAUUGAUCAAGGAAUUUUAGAUGCUGAUCUUAUCUUUAUCUCAGUUAAUACACCAACUAAACAUUUUGGUAUUGGAAAAGGUAGAGCAGCUGAUUUAAAAUAUAUUGAGGCUGCUGCUCGUCGAAUUGCUAAUGUUGCUGUCACUGAUAAAAUAGUUGUUGAAAAAUCAACUGUUCCCGUAAAGGCUGCUGAAAGUAUCAUUAGGAUUUUGAAGGCUAAUCAUAAACAGGAUGUUAAAUAUCAGGUUUUAUCUAAUCCUGAAUUUUUGGCUGAAGGAACUGCCGUUAAAGAUCUUAUGCGUCCAGAUAGAGUAUUGGUUGGUGGAGAAGAGACUGACGAAGGUAGGAAAGCAGUUGAAGCUCUUUGCUCAAUUUAUAAGCAUUGGAUUCCUGAGGAGAGAAUUAUAAAAAUGAACGUUUGGAGCUCGGAAUUAUCAAAAUUAGCUGCUAAUGCAUUUCUCGCACAGAGAAUUUCUUCAAUAAAUGCCAUAUCAGCGAUAUGUGAAUCCACUGGAGCCAACGUCAACGAAGUCGCUCAUGCCGUUGGAACAGAUACAAGAAUAGGACCAAAAUUCUUGAAAGCCUCCGUUGGUUUUGGCGGAAGCUGUUUUCAAAAAGACGUCUUGAAUCUAGUUUACCUUUGCGAAUGCUUGGGUCUGCCAGAAGUUGCUACAUAUUGGCAACAAGUUAUCGACUUGAAUGAAUUCCAGAAGAAACGAUUUGCCAAUCAAAUAAUACAAGCGUUGUUUAAUACUGUUACCGGAAAAAAUAUCACUAUAUACGGAUUUGCUUUCAAGAAAGAUACAGGAGAUACAAGAGAGUCUCCAGCAAUACAAGUUUGUCGUUACUUAAUGGACGAGGGAGCCAAAAUAAGCAUUUAUGAUCCAAAAGUAGAAAAAUCCCAGAUAAGAGCGGAUCUUUCUCAUCCGAGUAUAUGCUCUGAUCCUGAUGAAGUUGACAGAUUAGUAGAAAUACACGAAGAUCCAUACAAAGCCGCGAUAGAUUCUCAUGCAAUAGUUAUUUGUACGGAAUGGGAUGAAUUUAUCGACUACGAUUAUGCUAAAAUAUAUGAUUCAAUGCUAAAACCUGCAUUUAUUUUCGAUGGAAGAAGUAUUCUAAAUUCUGACAAACUUUUGGAAAUUGGUUACCACGUUCGUGUUGUUGGUAUGAAAAUAAAAAAUGGCUAUGGAACCUUAUCAAAUGAUAAUCAAGAACAAGGUCGAAUUAUUGAUGAAAUGGAAUUUCUUUCUAUAAUCCUCGGACUUGCAAUCGGAAUAUUAUUGACACUUUGCCUGCAAAUUUGGAUUUUUGGAAAAUGGUUUAAAGCCCAACCUAGGAAGAAACCUACAGAAUUCUGUCUACACGAUGGUUUCAGUUUACCAUCGGAUAUUAUGAAUUUAUUACUGCUGGACGAAAAUCGUAAAAAAUAUGACAACACUUGCAUUUGUUUAAAUCUUAUUGCACAAUUCUUGUUCAGAGAAUGGAGAGACACAUCAGAGUUAAGACGCUGGCUUACAAGAAGAUUGAAUAAUGAAUUUGCUGAUAUGUUGAAAAGAAAAAGUGCUGUUCUAAUUGAAAAUAUAGCAGUUAGGGAAUAUAGUGUUGGAAAGUUGCUACCAAUUGUCAAGUCCGCUAAACUUCAAAACUGUAAAUUACACGAGCAAUCGAAGCUAUUAGAGGAAGUUACUAUUAUUGUCGAUGUUGAUUAUGAUGGCGGCUUUGCCCUGUCCUUAGACGUAGACUUGAAAUUUGGUCAUUGUGUUCAUUUAUCUGUGAUGAUUUUAAAACUAUCUGGUACGGCAAGAUUACAAUUGAGCAGGCAACCGUAUACCCAUUGGUCCUUUUCUUUCUGUGAUGAUCCGCAACUAGAUUUGAAAGUUGAACCUCUUUGGGAAGCCAAACCGGUUAUGAGUGUUGCGUCAAUAAUAGAAAACCAGGAAUUUUGUGUUCACAAAUAUGAAGUAAUGGUAAAAGUUGAAGUUAUAAACCAAGAAAGUUUGGCUGAAAGUCAUGGGAUUAAGAAAGGUGAUCUUCUUCUAUCAUUAAACAAUGUUAAGAUCAAAGAUUCUCGACAUGCUGCUAAUUUAAUUCGAAAUUGUGGUGAAAAACUGCAAUUCCGUAUUGAAAGGUGCAUAAGAAAUAAGAACUCUCUAAGAGAAGCAGAUAUAGAAAUUGAAGAGACAUUGAUAAGUGGAGUAAAUAAAUCAGAACCCUUUGUCGGAAUCUCAAUGACUGAGAAAAAAUUAGUACAAAGUCCUGCUGAUGAAUUAAACAUAACAAAUCGAAAAGAGAGAAGCAAAAAUGAGGAAGCUGAAGAAAAUAGAACUCAAAAUAAACAAGGUGAAUCAUCUACAUUAUCUGUUGACGAGAUGGAAUUGGAGGAUAUCAAUAUAUGUGAUGUAAAAAAAACCAAAGUUGUUUCUUUCAAAGAGAAUCCUCAGUUUGAUGAUGAGAUGACGUUUAAUGUGGAGGAUGAACAUAAAUAUCUCAAUGUUUGUUUGUGGUGUAAACUUUCUUCAAAAGAUGACAAACAACAUCAACGUUCCUUAAAUUGUGACAAUGACGUUUUGCUUGGCUAUGCUUCUAUUCCCUUGAUGUCAAUUGCUAUAGAGUGCAUGCACACAAGUCGUGGAAACGCCAGAUUGCGCUAUCCCUUUACUGCUGCUGAAUCGAAAUACGGAAAUAGGCAAAAAACGCUAAGUAAUCAUCCUGGAUACGAUGAGAGCUUAACAGGUGGAGAUAUAACUCUUGGAUUCGUUUAUGAGAAUGCUAAAUUUGACGAGAAAGAAAGAAGGAGGGUGUCAGCUGAGCAAGUUAAAAAACCGACACAGCCACAUAUUCCUGCCAAAACAAUAAGCUCCAUCAAUCAAGAAUGUCACAACUUUAUUCAAACGCAUUUCCAGACUAGAACUUUUUGCAACAUUUGUGAAAAAAAGAUUUGGUUAAAAGAUGCAAUGAAAUGUUCAAAUUGUCAUCUUGUCUGUCACAAAAAAUGUGUAGAAAGAGCCAGAUUGAGUAAAUCUUGUGAGAAAUGUAAAUAUCAGCAAUCUAACUCAGAGGCUGCACUCACUGCCCCAUCAACUCCAGUCAACGAGCGUCGACAUAUACAAGCUAUUAGUUCAGCUGUCUCAUCUAAAUCUGAAACAAUUAAACGAUCGUUAUUGAGUAAGUUCAAGAGAGAUGGAAAGAAACCACAAAUCAUUGUCACUCACGACGACGACAAUUUAUCAGCAACUGGUGACGACUCGCAAUUAAUAAUUCCAGAACAUAUGCCUGAAAGGAAACGACAAAAUUCGGAAACUGAGAAAGAAACUGAUGAGGCACUUUCAAUGGGUACUAACGAUUUAGAGGAAACUGACAGUUACGAGAAACCACAAAGUCUAAGAGCUGCAGACGACCUGCCUACAUCAAAUAUUACCUCUCGGAAACGAUUUCAAGACUCUGAGGAAACAGCGGUAAUAAAGGCAAAAGAAAUGGGUGCUGAACUAUUAGCUGAUUUGCCACCAGAUGAAAGACGCCAAAAACUUGAUGUCAUGAUAAAUAAACUGCAAAAGGAGUUAGAUGAGGAGAGUGAGAGAAAAACCGACUUUCUGCAGCAACAACGGAUUUGUACGGAUGCAUUUAAAAAAUCCAAAUAUGGUGAUAUAAUACAGAAAAGCGAGGAUAAAAUCCAAGCUAUGAGUAUUCUGAUGCUUCACUAUUGCUCAGGAUUACAACAUGCCCUUGAUCAACUUGAAGUUGAGAAGGAAAAAGAGAACGAAAAAAACAUUGAAAAAAUUGUCGCUCUUAUAAGUUUCGAUAGCGAUUUUGUAAGGUUUAACAAAGCCUCGAAAAAAGAUCAAGUUAUGGAAGAAAUCAAAGAGGAGAAUACAAACGAAGAGAAAAGCGAAGUUAAUAGCGUGAAUAACGAUUAA